Messenger RNA from Rhipicephalus microplus (southern cattle tick), 3800 nucleotides. It is a transcript of the gene Pop1, whose product is annotated as POP1 ribonuclease P/MRP subunit. The record is from RefSeq and is a predicted model, not a curated record. Gene Ontology annotation, biological process: tRNA 5'-leader removal. Lineage: Eukaryota; Metazoa; Arthropoda; Arachnida; Ixodida; Ixodidae. Gene Ontology annotation, cellular component: ribonuclease MRP complex; nucleolar ribonuclease P complex.
UGGCGGCAGUGAGACAGCACGUGUUGGCUGCGCGUACUUUGCGCCAGUUAACCAAUUUAGUGUGUGUGCCCUAGCAUCCCCAGGCUGCCGGUAAACUUGUGUGGAAAUCAUCCGUGCUAUGUGGGUCAUUUAGCGAGAACCCAUUGGCAGAGAGUGUGAGGCAACUCAUUGAAGGAGAUCGCGCUGGUCGUACUCGCACAGAACUCGUGCAAAAUGCCGGCGGAAACGGAAAACCCAGCCGAUUAUUACAAGAACGUAACUUUUUCGCCGACGAGCGUCAACGGUGAAGCGAAGAAGCCUGCUGGUAAUACCAGGAAAAGCACGGGUGAAUAUACUUCUGAGAAAACCGAAAAGCCAGCACCUGAACGUGACGAAGCUUGUGUUGAAGCCAAGAAGCCACGCCUUGAAGACUCCUCGGAGCUGGAGGAUGUGAGGGUGCCCCGUGAGGUAGAGCUGUUUCGGUUCCUGGGCGGCCGAGCGGAUGAGAUUGCCUCCCUGGUGAAGGAUGUGGAGCGCAAGUACCCCAAGCUCAUCUCGCAGCAGGUGCCUCGGCACAUGCGGAGACGCACGGUCAGCCAUGACAAGCGCCGCCUGCCCAAGCGCCUGCAGCUGAAGAUUGCACAUGAGCCUGAUCCACCCAAGAGCAAACGGCCCAGCCGCAAGCACCGCCGUCGGCCACGCAAUCUGCUGGCCGAGUAUGCGCGGCGUCAGCGACGCCACGUCUGGCUUGAGACUCACAUAUGGCAUGCAAAGCGGUUCAAGAUGGCCGACUUGUGGGGGUACCGUGUACCCCUCCAUCCAACGGACAAGGGCAUCAGGGCAGCCUAUCGAGGCAGUGCGAAACACGUAUUGCUCCAUGACUUGUCUUAUUACAACUGUAUCGAGCUGAUCGGCAAUGAAGAAACACUCGUCUCCAGGCUUGCACUCUUGACGAACGCAGAUGCAGGUCUCACAUGCGGAGCCAAGUCCUAUCUUCCUGGAACUCGUGAAGGCACAGUGGUGUUGUACCACCGCAAUUGCUACCCAUUCGGUGCCAUUGGACCAGCCAAAUUUCUGUGGCGUGCCUGCGUUAGUCAUAACAAUGACACCAAUAACGAUCGCCAGCUGUGGCUUUGGGUACACCCUACCAUUCAUGGUGAGGUGACCGAAGAACUGGUGUCAGUGUUUCAGCUUCAAAGGGUGAAAGCAUGCACUGGGGGGACUGCAGAUUCGAAGGUGCGAGACUCAGACGUGAGCAUUCAAAUGCCCACUUCAGCUUGCGAUUUGAAGCGUGUGAAGUUUGAAGAGUUGACACCCAAGUUGAAGGCAAAAGAAACCAAUAGUUUGAACGAAAUAACCAAACCUGUCCAAUCAUCGGCACAGCUAGCAGUUUCCGCAGGUCAGGCGAAGUCUGAAACGAAAAGGCAGACAAGCGAAACCCAAAAAGGACAGAAACGGACAUCGAGAAAGAAACGUGCGGAGGCACCGAAAAGAAGAAAAUUGGAAGAAAGGAAGGCAUCUUCCAGGGUUGUCGAAGACAAAGAAGAUAUGGAAAAAAGCAUCUCGAUGGCCGAGGUGGUGCAGCUGCCAGUGUACACGAACGGUUCGGUGACCAUGGUGCAGCUCAAGGAACAGAUAGUGAGGUUCUCAUUGACGGGACCACUGGCAACGGGAGUUGUCCUCAACGCGCUCGUGCCUUCCAGGGAGGCCUCGUUGCCUGAGACAGAGACAUGGUGGACCAAGCGAGCCGCGGAGAAGCAGGCACAAGAGGCAGGCUGGGAGUUGUUGCAGGCGGAAGACGCCGAGUGCGAGCAAGCGCUGCUUCCUCGUGUCCUGGGUCGGACCGUCAGGGACCCGCGGAUCCUGCUGCCGGCCUGCAAGACCAAGGUGACUGGCCACUGCCCACCAGACAAACACACUGAGCUGCCCCUGGUUCCUCAGGCAAGUGACUCUGCCCUGUGGGACCCACUACUGCGCGAUGCGGUGUCGUCCCAGAAGGUGUCGGAGGGCGAACUGAACAGACAGAGAUCGCAGAACCCCAAGCCAGGUACCCUACUCGAUCUGGGAGACGCUGAAUCUCGCAUUCCCGUCGUGGCCAUUCGGAAGGACGGCUCCCGAACAAACUUAGGUUUUGGCAGUGGGUGGGAUCUGAUCUUGCCAGCCGGCUGGGGUCGUCCGUUUUGGAUUGCCCUGGUUUAUCGGGGUGCCCGGGCGUGUGGCCUGCGGGAACUGCGAAGCCUCUCGCUGGAGAUGGGCCUGCCCUGCUUUCCCUUCGAUCACCCAGACACGGCCGCCACUCGGCUGUCUGAGGAGGAGAACCGCCGGGAGCUGAUGACGAAGCAUCUGCGGUACCCUCCGGACAAGCGGCCGUCGUUCCAGAAGCUGCGCAUCUCGUGCCCUUUCUUCUUCCCGUGGUCACAACUGGUCCACGAGUGGCGUACCUUGGACCAGUCCAGUGCCGACAACGUCGGACACGACGAUGGUUCCACCUUCUACGUCCUCAGAAGCCGCAAAGUGCUCAGGAGGCUGGCGGCCAUCUUCACAGAUGCCAACAAGAAGCGGAAAAAGAUCACGCUGUCAGCGACGACUGCGUCCAAGCAGCUGGACGACAUUCGCGUCACAGCCAAGGCAGCGAAGCUGGAUCUCUCACACGCACUCGUCUGCGUAGAACUCACCAGCUGUUCGAGAGGAGUUCCAAAGCGUUUCGACUCCAUCUCCAUGCCCAGUGCGGAAGACGUCCUGGCGCUUAAGAACAGUGGUUCUGCCGAAUCGGCGAAAGCACCUUGCGAGAGCCUCAGGAAGUUGAAGAAACUGAAGGACCCCAAAGAGAAGAAGAGGAAAGUGCCCAGGCCUUCGGUUGAAGAGUUGUUGGCUAGGCCGACCGUGAGCAGUGUGGUGAAGAGCUGCUCAAGACUUCUUUUCGGGGGUGUGGUGAGCGGAGACUAUUGUUUCUCGUCAGCGUGUGGUAGGGGACUUGGUUACUGUACAUUCGAAGGACUUGUGCGUCUCAUUGAGACCUCCGCUUCGGCCGGUGUUAGGCCACUCGUAUUGUUCAGGCAUCAGCAUUCGGUUCAGUACAGGUAUGCAGCUUUACGUGUGCUAGAAGAGUGCUAAGGCUUGACUUGGCAUAACUUGAGGUCGCAGAAUCAUUGAACUUUCAUGUAAAUAGGAAGCACUUUCUCAUUCGGGAAUCACUGAUUUCAUUGCGUGCCUUUUCAUCUGAUGCUGACUUGGCUGUCAGAUUAAUGCAUCACUUUUUGUAUUGUAACACGUCAAAGCGUGGGACCCUGUAAUAUAGUUUGUUGCUUGAGCUUCCGGAUAUCAUGGUUUUGUCUUGCAUAAGAAAAGUGUACAACUGUCAUAAGGACUUACUUGUGCAGUUGUUCUGUUACAACUAACCGAAGUUGUAACAUCUCAACGGACAUCUUGUGAAAUUGUUUCUCUAUGCUUUGUUGUUGCAAUAAUUUAAAAAGGUAUGUGUUAGUGUAUGACCAAUUUGUGAUUUUUCGACAGGAACUCUACGAUGCACUUGCUGAGCGUAUUUGAAUAACUUUAUUUUUGUGACUUAAGUUGACAAAGCUUCUCACGAAAUAAAAGUGGCACUGCUUUUUUUGUUUAGUUUUGCACUGCAAUGUUCGUAUUGCAUUGUGUGUAACAUUGGGACAUGUGUACCAUCACUGUAAAAUGAAAGGUGAACAGGAAUAACUGCUCAGAAUGCCUGCUCUGCAAUUUGUAGGGUGGUAUGUCAUGUUGUGGUCAAUUUGUAAGCACAGAAUGGUCAGAUGUACUGAACAGCAAACAAGUGACAGCAGAUACUACAA